Messenger RNA from Mesocricetus auratus (golden hamster), 2964 nucleotides. RefSeq names its product solute carrier family 46 member 1 (gene Slc46a1). Lineage: Eukaryota; Metazoa; Chordata; Mammalia; Rodentia; Cricetidae. Gene Ontology annotation, biological process: transmembrane transport. Gene Ontology annotation, cellular component: plasma membrane. The record is from RefSeq and is a predicted model, not a curated record. Bases 244 to 1623 code for a protein of 459 amino acids. The transcript is spliced from 6 exons. Gene Ontology annotation, molecular function: transmembrane transporter activity.
GGCAGCCAGUAGCAUGGACAUCUGGGAGAGCAGCAUUCCAGGUAGAAGAAAUGGCAGGUGCCGAAAUAAGACUGAUGGGCACCGAGGAGACCGGUGAAGCCAGAGUGAAUCGAGGCUGAGUGGGGGCGAGCAGGGACAGGACUUUAACAGGGAGAGCAGGAGCCCCGCGCCGGCGCAGAUAACGCAGACUGGCCUGGGCCUUCCGCAGCUGGUUCCGAGGUGCCAGCCCCUCGGCGUUAGUUCAUGGAGGGGCGCGUGAGCCCCGUGGGCUCGUCCCACAGAAUCCCCGCCGCGGCCGUGCUGUUCCGCGGCCCUGUGGAGCCUGUCGUCUUCCUGGCCAACUUUGCUCUGGUCCUGCAAGGCCCGCUCACCACGCAGUACCUGUGGCACCGGUUCAGCACCGAGCUCGGGUACAAUGGCACCCGCCACCGGGGGAACUGCGGGAACCAAAGCGCGGAUCCCAUCAUGCAGGAAGUGGAAACCCUGACUUCCCACUGGACCCUCUACAUGAACUUGGGAGGCUUUCUGGUGGGACUUUUCUGGUCCACCCUUCUGGGAGCCUGGAGUGACCGCGUGGGUCGCCGCCCGCUGCUGGUGCUGUCCUCUCUUGGCCUGCUGCUCCAGGUUGUGGUGUACAUCUUUGUGGUGCAGCUACAACUGCACGUCGGCUUCUUCGUGCUUGGCCGAGUCCUCUGUGCCCUUCUAGGAGACUUCAAUGGCCUCCUGGCCGCUAGCUUUGCCUCUGUGGCGGAUGUCAGCUCUAACCACAGUCGCACCUUCCGCAUGGCUCUGCUGGAAGCAUGCAUUGGUGUGGCUGGGACCCUGGCAAGCCUUCUCGGGGGUCAUUGGCUCCGGGCCCAGGGUUAUGCCAACCCCUUCUGGCUGGCUUUGGCCCUGCUGAUCGUCAUGACUCUGUAUGCAGCAUUCUGUUUUGGUGAAACAGUGAAGGAGCCAAAGUCCACCAGGCUUUUCACGCUCCAACAUCACCGAGCCAUUGUCAAGCUGUAUGCGGUCCCAGCACCAGAGAAGUCCAGGAAGCAUAUAGCACUGUACUCGCUGGCCAUCUUCGUCGUGAUCACUGUGCACUUUGGGGCUCAAGACAUCCUGACACUCUAUGAGCUGAGCACGCCCCUCUGCUGGGACUCCAAGCUGAUUGGCUAUGGCUCCGCAGCCCAGCACCUACCCUACCUCACCAGCCUGGUGGGCCUAAAACUUCUGCAGUACUGCCUGGCAGACACCUGGGUGGCUGAGAUUGGCCUGUCCUUCAAUAUCCUGGGCAUGGUAGUCUUUGCAUUUGCUGCCACCACACCCCUCAUGUUCACAGGGUAUGGGCUGCUUUUACUGUCUUUGGUCACUACACCUGUCAUCCGGGCCAAGCUGUCCAAGCUGGUGAGCCAGUCAGAGCAGGGAGCUCUCUUUUCCGCGGUGGCCUGUGUGAAUAGCUUGGCCAUGUUGAUGGCCUCCGGCAUCUUCAACUCACUCUACCCAGCCACUCUGAAUUUCAUGAAGGGUUUCCCCUUCCUCCUGGGAGCUGGCCUCCUCUUCAUCCCGGCCAUUCUGAUUGGGGUACUGGAGAAGGCUAGUCCACACCCUGAAUUCCAGCAGUUUCCUCAGAGUUCCUGAUCUGCCAGAGGCUAUGAGCAAGAGUGGACCCACACCAGCCGGCCUUCUGAAGGCAGUACUCGCUUUUGACAGGGUUGUCAAGCCAGUUAUGGACACCACCUGUUCUCCCACUGAGCCAGUCCCUGCAUGGGAUCUGUAGUCUAACCAGGACAGGCACACUCAGGGCAGGCUGCAGGGGGCCAUCUGAGGCAAGGGUUUCUUCGCCCUUUAAGCCAUUCAUCAUUCAGAAGCCUCCAGAGUGACAGAGAUGGUACGUCAGGGACCAAGUGAAGCAUGAGACCUGACCUCUCCUUUAAGCCCAUGGUACUAGGUCCCCGAUGGUCUCCAGUCGCCCCUAAUGAUAGGUAUGAUACCAGGGGGAGUAUUGCCCCAGAGGGAGCAGCACUGUCUGUGGCUGGGAGUCAGCGCUUAACCUCAGUCUAUGCAUUCUUUUUGUUUUGUUUUGUCUUUCAAGACAGGGCUUCUCUGUGACUUUGGAGGCUGUCCUGGAACUAGCUCCUGUAGACCAGGCUGGUCUCAAACUCACAGAGAUCCUCCUGUCUCUGCCUCCCGAGUGUUGGGAUUAAAGGCAUGUGCCACCACCGCCCAGCAGCCUAUCCACUCAGCCUACACACCCUUGACCUCAGCCGUGUCAUUUGUCACAGUAAAUCAUUUGAGUUAGACUGAAGAGUCACUGGACUUUGGGUCUUUCUGUCUUCUUGCUCUUGGCCUGUUUGGCACAGUCAGACACCAGCACCACUCAUCUGGAGUUCUUAAGUUGCCUGUGGGGUUGGAACCCAGCUUGUCCCUCCAAACUCCAACUGUCUAAGCUGCUGAGGGGUGAAAGGCUGUGAGUCCUCAUCAGAGCAGUGGAGACACUUAGGCCCAAGCUCUGGCGGCUCCUUCCUGUGGGAUCUCUUUUGGCUGCCAUUUGGUCCUCCCACGAAACUUGCUGCUGAGCAGGGCCAUGCACUGAGACCAUCCUCCCUGCUUCCGUGAGUGAAUGGAGGUUGGAAAGGCCUGGGCCUAGAGCUCAAAGGCAGGCCUGACCUAUUGUGAGCAGCCCUCUCCAGUCCGACCCACAGUGGGAGCUUUGUGAUUCUUCAAACUGUCUGGGAGAGCUAGACCCUGCAUCUGCACCUACUCUGCAGGGCAGUCUCCCGGCUGGAAACCAUGUAGGUGCAACAGAAGUCUCCCAGGGAAAACAAAGGCAGCAGGCUCCAUCCUGCUGCCACACCCCUGCCUCGCUGCCCCUCUGGAGACUGGAACAAAGCAAGACAUGGCCUUCCCUGACCUUACCGCUGUGAGGCGGGAAAGGCUCCACUCUGGCACCUUGAUCUUGAAUAAACCUAGUGAAAAUUG